Messenger RNA from Culicoides brevitarsis, 941 nucleotides. RefSeq lists its product as uncharacterized. Bases 173 to 631 code for a protein of 152 amino acids. NCBI's taxonomy places the organism in Eukaryota, Metazoa, Arthropoda, Insecta, Diptera, Ceratopogonidae. The record is from RefSeq and is a predicted model, not a curated record. The transcript is spliced from 3 exons.
UUAAUUUGAAGUAUUUAUUUUAAAUCGUCGUGCGUCUCGUACGAGCAAAACAAACAAACAUCUUUACAAUUUGCUCAGUCGUCAUUCAGCAGUGCUUUUAGAAAGUUGUCGGAAUGUCGUAACUCGCUUUCUGUGUUUAUUAUUUAUUUAAAUUUGAACAUUUGCAUCGGAAAUGGACUUGAAACUGAGCGCAUUCGUUCGUAUCGGCAGCAUUUUGUACGGAAUUGUGCAGUUUUCGGGACUUGUAGAUGCACUUCUUGAGCCCCGAGAGACUUUGGAGUACGUUUACGGAGGUCUCUUGAAUGAUAUCACUCGUUACGUCGAUUUGCCGGUCUUACUUUUGUGGUAUAUCAUUUUUGUGCCGUUUUGGGGACUUUUGUUGGUUGCAGGAGCUGUUUUGAAAAAUUCAAAAAUAAUUGAAAUUUAUUUGGUUAUGAGUUACUUUUCGUUCCUCAUGUCACUUCCGAUGACCUUUACAGCGAUUUCCUUUGCCAAUGUUUACAGUAUUCAACGUGCCCGAGAACUAAUUUGGACUGUUUUUUGGCUUGCGAUGAUUCACGCGAUGGUCAAAAGCUGGAAAAGGAAGAAUUUUAAGCAGCACGAUGAUGAAAUCGACGAAAUUUUGGAAUAAUUGAAUGUCGUGAGGGACUCGUAGUUCCAUUUUAUGGCCAUCGCUUGUUGCUGCUCGUCGAUUUCUCGCGGGACUCGUAUUAUUUUUAAUUUAAUUUCAUCUCACACGGAGGAAAACUUCGUAAUGGCACGAAAAAACAAGGAAAAAAGGUCGUUAAGUAGUGCGCGAACGAAAGACGACACUUUUCGUAUCAAAUUUAAAAACAUCAUCAUUAUAAGUGUUUAUCUCUUUUAUAUUAUUUUUUUCUCUCGUGCACCAAGACGACAUUCGAGUUCAUUUAUAAUAAUAACAAUUUUGUGCACAAUAACAA